Molecule: messenger RNA, 2734 nt
Organism: Mycena citricolor
Lineage: Eukaryota; Fungi; Basidiomycota; Agaricomycetes; Agaricales; Mycenaceae
Source: the annotation of a GenBank genome assembly
CUAUAUCUACCAAGAUGUACAAUAUGUCGACACUGUCGCGGCCAACGCAUCCAACGAUUCCAGCUAUUCCCAAGUCAACAUCGAUAUCAUCACAACUCUAAUAUAAUGCACAUGUCCGAGCCUUUCCUUCUCUUCCUCCUACACCCACGAUGUGUUACGCUCAAGGCUCCAUCGACCUCGUCGUCAGUGUUUGCCCUAUGUGCAAGGUCUUCCCUCACCAGCGCUGUCCCCACACCCGGGAUGUCUGUCGCAACCGAAGCGCCCAUCCUCGGUUCGACGUCUCCUUCUUGAAGAACGCUGAAGUGGAGACGUUCAAUGGAUGUGGGUAUUGCAAGUGGGCUGCCAAGAAUCCGCCGCCCAAAGCUGCUGGAAACUUCAACAUGGGCUGGCCUGGAUGCUGUCGUGCGCCCACAGGUGCCAGCGAGUAUGCCUUGAUCCCCGCUGCGGACUGGCGAUCAGUCAACAAAGUCCACAACAUUCCCAUCCCGGCUGAUGUGAAAGCGACGAUAGAGAGCGUCUCUCCGCGCAGCAGCCCAGGGAGUCCGGCUUCUUCGGCACGGUCAUCGACCAAGUCUUCUUCGAUCGCGUCUGGUGACCGGAGAAACAGCUCAUCGGGGAGAUCCGGGGUGCCGCCGGGAGUCGCUAGCAAAGGACGCUCGAGCAACUCCAGCAGCCCGAAACUCAUUGCUUCGUCGAUCGCGAGCAACAGCUCGCGCGGCAACGCUGGAGAGCUGCCGGAGCACGGAUUGAAGCGGCGGGAGGAUCCCGACAAGACGCGCGGGGGCUCCCCAAUUCGCCGACACACAACCGACGUGGAGCCAUCAUCGGGGACCCCUCGCCGCAACUCAUCGGCGCGAGCGUCUUCGUCUGCCGCCGAAGUGGAUGCGCGGCGGAAUGGAUCGCAAAGCACUUCUAGCAAGGUUUCGGGCUCAAACAUCCGGCCUGCUGGCAGCGAUCUGCCGCGCAAGAAGCUGGACCCCGAGACGUCUUCUAGCAGCAGUGGCAGUGAUAGCUUGGGAUCGUACUCGUCGGAAAGCACCAUCACUUCCGAUGGUGGAUUUACGGAUUACUUGUCCGACGAGUCGGAGGCAGAGCUGCAACGGCAGGCAGAGGCCAAGGCUGCCCUUCUGGCUCAGAACGAGGCGGAGGAGCUUGAGUUCCGCGCAGCUCGGCAGGCACUGGCCAAUGUCACUCUGCGACCGCCUCGAGCGUGGAAUGCAGCGGAGAAUGCACGGAUGGUUCCGUCGACUCGCGGCUGAAACGUGUUAUUUACAAGCCAUAGUGUAUAUAUGCAAUCAUCUACUUAUCUUUGGGUUACUGGACGCGUGCGCCCAACGUGUGGCUAGUUGGGGGGCAACGCGUACAGCGCUUGGACGCGUGUGUCACAACGUUACACCCAGCUGCCCAAAACAGGCAGCAUCGCGGGUUAAACUGAACUCUCUCGCCGACACCCAGAGGCGGACCUCGCACGAUGAACUUGGGGAGGACCACUGUAUCGUCCUCGACGGCUGUCAACGUCUUUGAUGCUCGUUUCGAUCCCGACUGCAAGAUAUUCACGGCAACUACGCCCGCCGGAUUCGCAGUCUAUCGCACAUGUCCCUUGACGCUACUUCGUAAACGUGAGCUUUCCGGUGGCACACUCGCGGCGGCCGUGCCGCUCCACACAUCCUCAAUCCUCUUCCUGCUCGGUGGCGGCCGCAGUCCUCUCUAUCCUCCAAACAAGGUCGUGUUCUGGGACGAUGUCCUGGGGACCGAGGUCGCGGAGCUCGAGUUCCGCGAACGCGUCCGGGGACUGGCCUGUCGGCGCGGCUGGCUCGCAGUCGCGCUCCGGCGGCGGGUCGUGCUAUUCGAGCUCGGGGAGCAGGUCACACGAUACGGCGAAUGGGAUACGUGGGAUAAUCCAAGAGGUCUGCUCGCGCUCGCUUCCGGCACUUACGCCACGCUGCUUGCGAUCCCGGGACGUAAGCUGGGGCAUGUGCAGCUGAUACACCUUCCACCCUGCAUAGCCCCCACGCCUCUGGGACCCCCCUCAUCAGCACCCCCGCGGAAACCGCCGCCGCCGCCGAGCAAACACCCGAUCUCCAUCAUCGCGGCACACGAGUCCGCGCUGACAACGCUAUCUGUCCCUCCGUCCGGCCGCCUGCUCGCAACGACCUCAUCGCGGGGCACGCUCGUCCGGGUGUGGGAUGCAGUCACGGGCAAGCCUGUGCGCGAGUUCCGGCGCGGGGCCGAUAAAGCAGACAUCUUCGGUGUCGCCUUUCGGCCGGACGAGCGCGAGCUGUGCGUUUGGAGCGACAAGGGCACCGUGCAUGUGUUUAAUCUCGUCGUCUCGGGUGCCGCCAACCGCCAGUCGACACUUUCGCCACUGAAGCCAUUUAUCCCGCUCCCCAAAUACUUUGAGUCCGAAUGGUCCUAUGCGCAAUACAGCAUACCCGUGCAGUCCUCACAUAUCUCGCUGUCCCAGACGUCAAUAAGAACGCCGGUGGCAGAGGUGGACGAGGAACGAUGUGUCGUGGGAUGGAUCGAGCAGCCCAGGACACCAGAUGACGGGGCUGUCGAACACCAGCUGGUGGCGCUGACAUACGCGGGCGGGUGGUACCGGCUGUCGCUGCCCAAGGCUGUGUCCCAAGCACGGAACAGCCCGCCCCGCAAGGAGAAGGAAGGCGAGAAGCAGAGCAGGAAAUGCGUGCUGGAAGAGUACCGGCGGUUCGGACGGUGGGAUGGUUGGGGCUAG